UCAGCGCGCGCCGCAGCCGAUCCUCCCCUGCGUCCAGCCCUGCAGCCCGCGCUGCCUUCUCGGGAGCUCAGCGCCUCACAGCGCGGCGCAAACAGCCGGGCCAACUGCGCGUCCCGGUGCCCGCGCCCCGCCGCCACAGCCACCGCCACCGCCACCGCCGUGCUGCUCUCGAGAGCACGGAGUAUGGGCAGAUCCGCAGGCGCUCAGGUGCCGCAUGUUCCAGGGGCUUGUGAACAGCGGUGAUCCGCUGUCACGCCCAGACAAGACCUUUCCGUGGAGAUUGCAGAGCGACAGCUUCGGCACGGGUGACAGACACUGCGGCGUGCUUGCAGGGUGACAGCCGCCUCGCGGUUGAGACCUCCUGCGCUCCGUGCGCCCUCAGUCUCCCCAUCCUCCGCUCAUUUGCUCCGCAGUUCACACCCGCAGCCUCCGGAGCGCGACGUGUGCGUCCCUAGUCUGUGUCUUUUCCUGAGGAGCCUCCUCACUUCGGAGAUGCAAUGACAAGUUAAUAUGGGCGUCCACGCUUCGGUUUCCCAGGAAAGGAAUUGCCAGAGGCGGCCGUCCCUGAGCUUCUGAGCAGGCCGCCCGCUGCAACAUCCGCGCAGGUGGGACCCGCUGAGGGCAGUGACCAGUCCGCCACCCCGCCGGUGCGCUCGCAGGAUUUCACCAGCUCCCCAACCUGGGGAUUUUGCUCUUAUUUUUUUUCCCUCUACUGUUGGUGGGCGCCUCGUGGGCCGAGGCCCGGCGCCUACUCGGCUGCCCGCGCUGCCUUUAGCGGUCGCCUCCGCAGCCGCUGCCAGGGACGUGCUGGGAAAGCCUAAGCCCCGGGAGAAGAUGCCGGCCAUCCUGGUAGCCUCCAAAAUGAAGUCGGGACUGCCCAAACCCGUGCACAGCGCCGCGCCCAUCCUACACGUGCCCCCGGCCCGGACUGGUCCUCAGCCCUGCUACCUUAAGUUGGGAAGCAAGGUGGAGGUGAGCAAGACGGCCUACACCAGCCAGAUCCCCCUGAAAUCACAGGGACUGCAGGAGCCGACAGGGGAGGGGCUCCCAUUGCGGAAAAGCAGCUCUUUGGAGAACGGGUUCGAUACCCAGAUCUACACUGAUUGGGCCAAUCAUUACCUCGCCAAAUCUGGCCACAAACGCCUCAUCAAGGACCUCCAGCAAGAUGUGACUGAUGGCGUUCUCCUGGCCCAGAUCAUCCAGGUUGUAGCGAACGACAAGAUUGAAGACAUCAAUGGCUGUCCAAAGAACAGAUCGCAAAUGAUUGAAAACAUAGAUGCCUGCUUGAAUUUCCUGGCAGCUAAGGGAAUCAACACCCAGGGGCUGUCUGCAGAAGAGAUCAGGAAUGGGAACCUCAAGGCCAUUCUAGGCCUCUUCUUCAGCCUCUCCCGAUACAAGCAGCAGCAGCAGCAGCAACAGCCCCAGAAACAGCCCUUGUCGUCAUCCCCUCUGCCACCUGCCGGGUCUCAGGUGGCCGGAGCGCCUUCCCAGUGCCAGGCUGGCAUUCCUCAGCAACAGGGGCUGGCCAUUCCCCAAGCCUCGUGCCAGCCUCUCCAGCCAGCUUCACAUCCGCAGGCAAAAACACAAGCGGAAAUGCAGUCCAGUGCCUCAUCCAAGGACUCAUCUCAAAGCAAAAUCAUCCGCUUCACUCUGGGUCAGAAAAAGAUCUCUAGACUUCCAGGUCCUACCACAAGGGUGGCCGCUGCAGGCAGCGAGGCCAAAACACGUGGAGGGUCAGCCGCUGCCAACAACCGACGCAGCCAGAGCUUUAACAACUACGACAAAUCCAAGCCUGUCACCUCUCCACCCCCACCGCCACCACCAAGCAGCCAUGAAAAAGAGCCACUGGCAAGCUCAGCCUCCUCCCAUCCCGGAAUGAGCGAAAAUGUACCUGCUCCCUUGGAGAACAGCCCUGCCAUCCCUGUUAACUGCUCCUCAGCCAUCCCCCAGCCCAGCAUGACCUCCAAGCCCUGGCGCAGCAAGUCCCUCAGUGUGAAGCAUAGUGCUACAUCGUCUAUGCUCUCGGUCAAGCCCACUGGGCCCGAGGCCCCCAGGCCUGCACCUGAAGUCAUGAAGCCUGCCCCCAACAACCAGAAAUCCAUGUUGGAAAAGCUCAAACUUUUCAACAGUAAAGGGGGCUCUAAGGCAGGCGAAGGCUCGGCGUCCCGGGACACAAGCUGUGAACGAUUGGAGAUCCUGCCCAGCUUUGAAGAGAGCGAAGAGUUGGAGGCUGCUAGCAGGGCACUCUCUACUGCAGGCCCUGCGUCCAGCAGCCCCAAGAUUGCACUCAAGGGCAUCGCGCAGCGAACUUUCAGCAGGGCGCUUACCAACAAGAAGAGCUCCCCGAAGGGCAGCGAGAAAGAAAAGGAGAAACAGCAACGGGAGAAGGAGAAGGAAAAGGAGAAGGGCAAGGACUUCACCAAGAGAGUUUCCAUGACUGACCGACCUGACCUCAAGGAGGAACCCAAGGAAGAGCUCAGUGGGGUGGUUGUGACUGAGAUGCCGAAAAAGUCCUCCAAGAUUGCCAGCUUUAUCCCCAAAGGUGGGAAGCUCAACAGCACCAAGAAGGAGGCCACGGCUCCAUCCCAUAGUGGAAUACCAAAACCAGGAAUGAAGAACGUGCCUGGGAAAUCCCCAAGUGCCCCCAUACCUCCCAAGGAAGGAGAGCGGAGCCGAGGGAAGCUGAGCUCAGGGCUUCCCCCACAGAAGCCCCAGCUGGACAGCAGACACUCCAGCUCCUCCUCCAGCUUGGCAUCCUCAGAGGGAAAAGGCCCCGGAGGGACCACUCUGAACCACAGCAUCAGCAGUCAAACUGUCAGCGGCUCCGUCGGGACCACCCAGACCACUGGAAGCAAUACCGUCAGUGUUCAGCUACCUCAGCCUCAGCAGCAAUACAACCAUCCCAACACAGCCACGGUUGCACCUUUCCUGUACAGGUCCCAGACGGACACCGAAGGGAAUGUCACUGCCGAGUCCAGCUCAGCGGGGGUGAGCAUGGAGCCCAGCCACUACACCAAGAGUGGACAGCCUGCUCUGGAGGAACUCACUGCAGAAGAUCCCGAGGCUCGGCGGCUGCGGACAGUAAAGAACAUCGCGGACCUGCGACAGAAUUUAGAAGAGACGAUGUCCAGUUUACGGGGAACUCAGGUUACACACAGUACAUUAGAAACUACGUUUGACACCAAUGUCACCACAGAGAUAAGUGGCCGCAGCAUCCUCAGCUUGACAGGAAGGCCCACUCCUCUGUCCUGGAGACUCGGCCAGUCCAGCCCUCGGCUCCAGGCAGGCGAUGCCCCCUCAAUGGGCAACGGGUACCCACCUCGAGCCAACGCCAGCCGCUUCAUCAGCGCAGAGGCCGGCCGCUAUGUGUACUCCGCCCCUCUGAGAAGGCAGCUGGCAUCCAGGGGCAGCAGCAUCUGCCACGUGGACGUCUCGGACAAGGGAGGCGAUGAGGUGGACCUGGAGGGCAUCAGCAUGGAUGCCCCUGGCUACAUGAGCGAUGGGGAUGUCCUGAGCAAGAACAUCCGGAGUGACGACAUCACGAGCGGGUAUAUGACCGAUGGUGGACUUGGCCUCUACACUCGUCGCCUGAACCGGCUUCCUGAUGGGAUGGCAGUGGUGCGCGAGACCCUACAACGAAAUACCUCCCUGGGCCUCGGAGAUGCGGACAGAGACAGGAUUUCUCUGGAGUUUUUGGUGCCUGUCUUGGAACUAGCUCUUGUGGAUCAGGCUGGCCUCGAACUCACGGAGAUCCGCCACCGCCCAGCUGAGCUACAGCUUCUUUUGAGUUGGGAUGACAGCAGCUCCGUCAGCAGCGGCAUCAGCGACACCAUAGACAAUCUCAGCACGGAUGACAUCAAUACCAGCUCAUCCAUCAGCUCCUAUGCCAACACGCCUGCCUCCUCCCGGAGAAACCUGGAUGUACAGACUGACGCUGAGAAGCACUCCCAGGUGGAGAGGAAUUCCCUGUGGUCUGGUGACGACAUCAAGAAGUCAGAUGGAGGCUCAGACAGUGGAGUAAAGAUGGAGCCGGGCUCCAAGUGGAGGCGGAACCCUUCAGACAUGUCAGAUGAGUCAGACAAAAGUGUGUCUGGCAAGAAGAACCCCGUCAUCUCUCAGACAGGCUCAUGGCGGCGAGGCAUGACAGCAGAAGUGGGCAUCACCAUGCCAAGGACAAAGCCAUCAGCUCCAGCUGGCUCCCUGAAGACUCCAGGGACUGGAAAAACAGACGACGCCAAGGUGUCUGAGAAGGGAAGGCUUUCGCCCAAAGCCUCCCAGGUCAAGCGCUCCCCAUCGGAUGCCGGCCGUAGCAGUGGGGAUGAAUCCAAAAAAACCCUCCCCAGCACCUCUAGGACGCCCGCUGCCAAUGCCAACAGCUUUGGGUUCAAGAAACAGAGUGGCUCUGCUGCUGGGCUGGCCAUGAUCACAGCCAGCGGGGCCACCAUCACUAGCAGGUCUGCCACACUAGGUAAAAUCCCCAAGUCAUCCGCCCUUGUCGGUCGGUCCACGGGUCGGAAGACGAGCAUGGAUGGAGCCCCAAACCAGGACGAUGGGUAUCUGUCUCUCAGCUCUCGAACGAACUUACAGUACCGGAGCCUGCCCAGGCCCAGCAAGUCCAACAGCCGGAAUGGGGCAGGGAAUAGAUGUAGCACCAGCAGCAUCGACUCUAACAUGAGCAGCAAGUCAGCAGGCCUGCCAGUGCCCAAGCUGAGGGAGCCCUCCAAAACAUCCCUGGGCAGUUCACUGCCAGGACUCGUCAACCAGACAGACAAGGAGAAAGGCAUCUCUUCAGACAGCGAGAGCGUGGCUUCCUGUAACUCCGUGAAAGUGAACCCGGCUUCCCAGCCGGUGUGCAGCUCAACGCAGGCCACUCUCCAGCCAGGGACCAAGUAUUCAGAUGUGGCCUCUCCCACACUCCGCAGACUCUUUGGUGGGAAGCCUACCAAGCAAGUGCCCAUCGCCACAGCCGAAACCAUGAAAAGCGCAGUGGUCAUCUCCAACCCUCACGCCACUAUGACCCAGCAAGGUAACCUAGAGUCCCCCUCAGGCAGUGGCGUCCUGAGCAGUGGGAGCAGCAGUCCUCUCUACAGUAAGAACGUGGACCUCAACCAGUCUCCUCUAGCCUCCAGCCCCAGCUCGGCCCACUCGGGCCCUUCCAACAGCCUCACGUGGGGUACCAGCUCGUCGGCAGUGAGCAAGGAUGGCCUGGGCUUCCAGUCUGUCAGCAGCCUGCACACCAGCUGCGAGUCCAUUGACAUAUCUCUCGGCAGCGGUGGGGGAUUGAGUCACAACUCUUCCCCUGGUCCAGUCACCUCCGCUAAGGAAGAUUCCCUGCUGCCUUUUGUCCGCACCAGCAGUGUGAAGACCACACUGUCGGAAAGCCCUCUCUCUUCCCCUGCUGCUAGCCCUAAGUUCUGCAGAAGUACUUUGCCCAGGAAACAGGACAGUGACCUGCACCUUGAUAGGAACACUUUGCCUAAGAAAGGACUCAGGUAUACACCCACCUCCCAGCUUCGCACACAGGAAGACGCCAAAGAAUGGUUACGGUCCCACUCUGCUGGGGGCCUGCAGGACACCGCUGCCAACUCCCCCUUUUCCUCUGGCUCCAGUGUCACUUCUCCCUCUGGAACAAGAUUCAACUUCUCCCAGCUUGCGAGUCCCACCACUAUCACCCAGAUGAGCUUGUCCAACCCAGCGAUGCUGAGGACCCACAGCCUGUCCAAUGCAGACGGCCAGUAUGACCCCUACACUGACAGCCGCUUCCGGAACAGCUCCAUGUCUCUGGAUGAGAAGAGCAGAACAAUGAGUCGAUCGGGCUCCUUCCGGGAUGGGUUUGAGGAAGUUCACGGAUCCUCGCUGUCCUUGGUCUCCAGCACGUCUUCCAUCUACUCCACGCCGGAAGAGAAAUGCCAGUCAGAGAUCCGAAAGCUGCGGCGGGAGCUGGAUGCCUCCCAGGAAAAGGUGUCUGCGCUGACCACCCAGCUGACCGCAAAUGCUCACCUCGUGGCAGCCUUUGAGCAGAGUCUGGGAAACAUGACCAUCAGACUGCAGAGUUUAACGAUGACCGCAGAGCAGAAGGAUUCAGAACUGAAUGAGUUAAGAAAAACCAUCGAGCUGCUAAAGAAACAGAAUGCAGCUGCCCAGGCUGCCAUUAACGGAGUGAUCAAUACACCAGAGCUCAGCUGCAAAGGAAACGGCAGCACCCAGGCUGCAGACCUACGCAUCCGCAGGCAGCACUCCUCUGACAGCGUCUCCAGUAUCAAUAGUGCCACCAGCCACUCGAGCGUGGGCAGCAACAUAGAGAGCGACUCGAAGAAAAAGAAGAGGAAAAACUGGUUGCGCAGUUCCUUCAAGCAAGCCUUCGGGAAGAAGAAGUCCCCUAAGUCCGCAUCCUCACACUCAGACAUUGAGGAGAUGACCGAUUCUUCAUUGCCUUCCUCACCAAAGUUGCCGCACAAUGGAUCCACGGGCUCUACCCCAUUGCUGAGGAAUGCCCACUCCAACUCUCUGAUUUCCGAGUGUAUGGACAGUGAGGCGGAGACGGUCAUGCAGCUACGAAAUGAGCUAAGAGACAAGGAGAUGAAGCUGACGGACAUCCGCCUAGAGGCGCUCAGCUCUGCCCACCAGUUGGACCAGCUCCGGGAGGCCAUGAACAGGAUGCAGAGUGAAAUUGAGAAGCUGAAAGCUGAGAAUGACAGACUGAAGUCUGAGUCUCAAGGCAGUGGCUGCAGCCGGGCCCCCUCCCAGGUGUCCAUCUCCGCUUCCCCAAGGCAGUCUUUAGGCCUCUCACAACACAGCCUGAACCUCCCAGAGUCCACCAGUUUAGACGUGUUGCUGGAUGACACUGGUGAAUGCUCGGCUCGGAAGGAAGGAGGCAGGCAUGUUAAGAUAGUGGUCAGCUUUCAGGAGGCAAUGAAGUGGAAGGAGGAUUCCAGACCGCACCUUUUCCUUAUUGGCUGCAUCGGAGUUAGUGGCAAGACAAAAUGGGACGUGCUCGAUGGGGUGGUUAGACGACUGUUCAAGGAAUACAUCAUUCAUGUGGACCCAGUGAGUCAGCUGGGGCUGAAUUCAGACAGCGUCCUCGGCUACAGCAUCGGUGAGAUCAAGCGCAGCAACACCUCCGAGACCCCCGAGCUGCUCCCGUGUGGCUAUCUGGUGGGAGAGAACACCACCAUCUUGGUGACUGUCAAAGGGCUCCCGGAAAACAGCCUAGACUCUCUGGUGUUUGAAUCCCUGAUCCCCAAGCCCAUCCUGCAGCGCUACGUCUCCCUGCUGACAGAGCACCGGCGCAUCAUCCUCUCGGGCCCCAGCGGCACUGGGAAAACCUACCUGGCCAACCGGCUCUCGGAGUAUGUGGUACUCCGGGAAGGACGGGAGUUGACAGAUGGUGUCAUUGCCACCUUUAACGUGGAUCACAAGUCCAGCAAGGAGCUUCGCCAGUAUCUGUCCCACCUGGCCGACCAGUGUAACAGCGAGAACAAUGCCGUGGAGAUGCCACUGGUCAUCAUCCUGGACAACCUGCACCACGUGAGCUCUCUGGGAGAGAUCUUCAACGGACUGCUUAACUGCAAAUACCAUAAAUGCCCUUACAUCAUUGGCACGAUGAACCAGGCUACCUCUUCCACUCCUAACCUGCAGCUUCAUCAUAACUUCAGGUGGGUGCUUUGUGCCAACCACACGGAGCCCGUGAAGGGUUUCCUCGGCCGCUUCCUGAGGAGGAAGCUCAUGGAGACGGAGAUCAGUGGGCGGGCGCGCAACACGGAGCUGGUGAAAAUCAUCAACUGGAUCCCCAAGGUCUGGCAUCACCUCAACCGCUUCCUGGAGGCCCACAGCUCCUCGGAUGUCACCAUUGGUCCCCGGCUCUUCCUGUCAUGUCCCAUCGACGUGGAUGGUUCCAGAGUGUGGUUCACUGACCUGUGGAACUACUCCAUCAUCCCCUACCUCCUGGAAGCUGUCAGAGAAGGACUCCAGCUCUAUGGCAGGCGUGCCCCCUGGGAAGACCCUGCCAAGUGGGUAAUGGACACCUACCCAUGGGCUGCCAGCCCACAGCAGCACGAAUGGCCUCCACUCCUGCAGCUCCGGCCUGAGGAUGUGGGCUUCGAUGGCUACUCCCUGCCUCGGGAGGGGUCAACAAGCAAGCAGGUACCCCCCAGUGAUGCUGAAGGAGACCCGCUGAUGAACAUGCUGAUGCGGCUGCAGGAGGCAGCCAACUACUCCAGCCCCCAGAGCUAUGACAGCGACUCCAACAGCAACAGCCACCAUGACGACAUCCUGGACUCGUCCCUGGAGUCCACUCUGUGACCGAGGCCCCCUCUUCCCCUCACCCCAUCCCGCCUGCAUCCUCCACUUCAUUCUAAAGAUGACUUCCUGAGCCAGCCCUGGCUGCCACAGCCUCGAAGCCCGAGCAGAGCGGCAGGAACAGGCGAGCCUCAUCCCUUGCGCUCUGCCCUCGCACGCACGAGCAGCCCAGGACCUCCUCCUCCCGCGGUGACGACUGUAUGAGCCUCUGUUCUACUCUCCUUCUCGUUCUGCCUUGUUGACGUGACCUCCGUGAGACGCUGAAGACACUUCACGGGAAAGGAUCCUUACCGUCGAAAUAUAAAGAGAUUCGAUGAAAAUUUUACACGUAAGAUUCCACUUGGUGCCCUGAAACCCAGCAGCAUCCCCCCUACAAGCACCCCCAGACAGAAAAGACUAAACCCGCCUUGGAAACACAGACAGCAGGGUUUCCCUCAGCACAGACCCGCCUGCUCGGGUCUGGCCACCAGCACCCCAGAGCCAUGCCACCUAUCCCCCACGGAAGAACUGGUGCUAACGAGGGCGCUUGCUCGGAGCGCCACCCAGGGACACCACUACAUCCUAGUCUCUGUUUGCCACAUGGUGCUCUCCUUCCCGAGAGGUAUCUUGUCUGUUCCAAUACACCCCUCUCCCCUUCUCAGGCCCCCCCCCCAGGGCCCCAAUUAUCCGUGAGAGCAAGAGAAGAGGUGAGCAUGCAAGUGAGAGCAGAUGGGGCUAGCCACACAGAGGAGCGCGCCUGUUUCCUUCGUCUGUCUAAAUGGUCAGGUUUCCGUCCGCAAACACUGUGUACUGUGAAAGUAUUUCUUUGGAGAACUCUCGACCCCUGCCUGAGUCUGCCUCUCUGCCUGGUUGAUUGUGACGGUCCCCCACCCUCACCCCCCUCCCCACGAGAAUCAGUCCUUUGGUGGAAGCAAGAGCUGAAAAGUAGUUGAGUUUAGCUCCUCCUCAGCGUGGGUUUUCAGUGUCCAUCGUCACAGCUCUGUGCCCUCGCUGUCUCCCGUGGGGCUACAGGCAUCUGCAUCCCUGCAGAUGGAUGAGGGUCAGUUCUCCUCCUGUGGCUGAGCUACAGACCUUGCCUGUCCUUCUCAUCUCUGAGAACUGAGAACCCCACCUCAGUCACCCCCAAACCCGAGCUGCAGGAGGAGUUGAUAACGUAUGUCCCCUCAUCAAACGCUGGCACUUCCCUCAGAACCAACGUGACACAGCUUAGCCAGGGAGGGGCAGUCACUCUUCCCAGAAGCCUGGCCCUGCCUCCGUCCUGAUGAGCCUCAUCUGACCUCUUUGGUGCUGAUCCCCCGCCCCAUGCAAUGCCUUACUGGUUUCGUACUGACCGUGUCCGUUCACGUGAGUGUUGUGCCUGCCUGGGGAUGUGUGCGAAUGUGUUCCCCACCCAAGUAAACAGGGCUAUAAGUCAUCUGUUCAUAAAGAGAACACGAGUUGCCGACUUCUCAUCCAAAAGACUCAUCUGUGUGGAUGUAUGGUUGUGGGAAAAAGAAAACAACAGAGAGAGAGAGAGAGAGAGAGAGAGAGAGACCCAUUUUCUUUUUAAGUUCCUGUCAGUCUCCAGCCGACAACCUCACUGGACAGUGAAACCCCCCCCCCCCCACAAGUCCGUGUGACAUUGUAAAUUCAUUUCUGGGAGGCAUAAGCGUCCCCCUCUGUGUUAGAGUCUUUCCUGGCUCCAGUGAGGGGGUCUCUGUAAACAAUCAGGGUUUUUAAUUCCAUCUUUUCCUAUUUUGUUCUUGAACGUUUGUCUCUUGGCAAUUUUUUUUUUAUUUUAAUUUUCAGUUUCUUACCCUAAGAGCUUAACCCAAAACUUCUCCCUUUGCUUGGGAUGACACUGUUUUUCUUCCUCCUCGAGAGGAAGGAGAGCGUGUGCUAUUAACUAGCAAACACAACCAUUUCCCACUCCCUGCUGUAAUCCUAGCCUCAGCGUCCGCCACUCACGUGGGUGUGAGUGUGUCCCCUGUUGUUUUGUUUGUAAUAAACCAUUUAAAGCGUGUGUCUAGCCUGUGACCAGGGCCAAACCCUGAGCCUUCUUCCAGCGUCCCCGAAGGGUAGCCCUUCCCAGUCUAUCUCCCAGCAACGACCGUACACUCUCAUACUGUGAAUUUGGGAGGCUGUAAAAUCGAAUCCCUCCUCCUAUGUAGUUUUCUCAGUCACCUUAGGAGUAUACUCUGCCUGUGUUGUUUGGACCCGUUGUCCCCAUCUCCAGUGCCCAGUCUUUCCUGCCCCAACAUCCAGGUUCACAACAGAAACCUGCGUACCUACUGCUGCCUGGCAGGCGAGCGGCGGCAGAGUUACACUUGAGUGCCUCCCAGCUCAGCCACCUUCCUGAAGCUCUGGGAAGCGGGGCUGUCGAAAGGCCCAUUUCCUCCUGCGUAGUGAUUCUACCUUCCUGUCGCUCAACCCUGGACAAAGUGACUUUGUACUCAUUUAGGGCUCUGUCUAAAAUGCUUCCGUUUUGCCUUUUUAUAUAGAUAGGCUAAUUUUGAAAUGUAAGAAAUCCUAUGCAACACUGGCGCUGAGGUCCCAGUGGGAGCCAAAAGUUUUCUUCCCAAGAGGCCAAGAAUCCUGCGGGCCGUCAGCGAGAUGGGAAGUCCUUUUAAUUUAAGGUUGGGGUGGGGUGGGAGUGUGACAAGGGCAAGGCUUGCCCAGAUCUUCUUCUGACCUUGGGGACAUUUUAAAUUUUAUUGUUUUAAUGCUCAACUUUAAAAUUCCACGUGCCCAAAUUUGACCGUGGCAAAUCUACUUCAAAAGCAAAAUGGUCCAGCCUUGCGGCUGUUGCAUGGGAGGUUUGCUGUUUUGACCUGCUUGCUUCAGGCCGAGCGGUUUAGGAAACAUGUUCUAUAAGAUGUACAUUUUUUUCAUUGUAACAUAGAAAUUGUAAAUAAUUGAUGAAACUGCUGCAUUUUGAUGACUUUUUUCUAGCCAUUUUUAAAGAGAAAACUAGGAACUGAGUAUUUUGUGUACGGUAUGUGUCCACCUCCACCCCCCUCCCUCCCUCCCUAUUUAAUCUUCAUUUGUCAUGAGGUUUUUGGGUUUGAGAACAAUCCGCUGGAGAUCUGCCCCAUGUCAUAGAAAAUAAAGCUAAUGAUUGUACCACUCUUA
Messenger RNA from Chionomys nivalis (European snow vole), 11409 nucleotides. RefSeq names its product neuron navigator 2 (gene Nav2). Gene Ontology annotation, biological process: neurogenesis; nervous system development. Bases 835 to 8301 code for a protein of 2488 amino acids. Gene Ontology annotation, molecular function: ATP binding; ATP hydrolysis activity; protein binding. The transcript is spliced from 40 exons. The record is from RefSeq and is a predicted model, not a curated record. Lineage: Eukaryota; Metazoa; Chordata; Mammalia; Rodentia; Cricetidae.